This is a messenger RNA of Penicillium manginii, 378 nucleotides long. RefSeq lists its product as uncharacterized. The coding region runs from base 1 to 378 and encodes 125 amino acids. The transcript has a single exon. NCBI's taxonomy places the organism in Eukaryota, Fungi, Ascomycota, Eurotiomycetes, Eurotiales, Aspergillaceae. The record is from RefSeq and is a predicted model, not a curated record.
AUGAUCAUACUGGCAGUCUACUACACCUUGGCAGAUAUUGUUCUCUUGGGCCAAUGUUUCUAUUAUAGAGGAUUCACACUCCAGGAUGAGCUUUCUCCAACGCCAACGCCAUCUCCCGAGUCAGAGUCACAGCCAGUCGCCACCGGCGCAUUAGACGAUCAGGAAAAUGGAACUCGCGCGGUCCCACCACCAACCGAGCAAACUUCCCUUUUACCAAAGUCCAACGGCCAUGUGCAGAUUCAACAUCCCAUCCGACCUACCUCGUCGACCUCCGCGCAAGGAAGACGCCAUUCCGCCACUUCGUUCCGUGAUAUCUUGCAUACUCAUGUAGAUGGCACACACCUUCUCGCCCGCAACUCCAUUCAUCGACUCGAAUGA